AUGGAGCCUCCACUUUCAAACCAUUUCAGUUCACUUGCUGAUCAAGCUAACAACCAACCAGAAACAUUCACUCUCAAACCAAUCGACGUCAUAUCAAUAGGCCAUGAAAGAAAAUACAGAAAGAAGAGAAAGUUGGUAGUGGACGAGCAGAAAGCAAUAGCAAGUGAGACAAUGAAGAUGCAACUGUCAGACACUUCAGACAUCAUUACAACUCUUGAUCUUGCUCCCCCUACUAAAAAACUCAUGCACUGGAAAGAGACCGGGGGUGUUGAAAAGCUGACCAUUUUUCCUGGCAGGACAAUUCUCUCAAAAAAACUUUUCAAGGUUCAUUGA
Helobdella robusta is the source of this 333-nucleotide messenger RNA. RefSeq lists its product as hypothetical. The transcript is spliced from 2 exons. Lineage: Eukaryota; Metazoa; Annelida; Clitellata; Rhynchobdellida; Glossiphoniidae. The record is from RefSeq and is a predicted model, not a curated record. Bases 1 to 333 code for a protein of 110 amino acids.